Molecule: messenger RNA, 3322 nt
Organism: Gracilinanus agilis (Agile Gracile Mouse Opossum)
Lineage: Eukaryota; Metazoa; Chordata; Mammalia; Didelphimorphia; Didelphidae
Gene: HNF1A
Product: HNF1 homeobox A
Exons: 10
Coding region: 1-1728 (575 amino acids)
Biological process (GO): pancreas development; liver development; insulin secretion
Cellular component (GO): nucleus
Molecular function (GO): DNA-binding transcription factor activity, RNA polymerase II-specific; RNA polymerase II cis-regulatory region sequence-specific DNA binding
Source: RefSeq, a predicted model, not a curated record
AUGACAGGAUAUCUCCGGAAACAAGAAUCUAGUCCUUUGGGCUCCUUCUCCCUGGCCAUCCCACUGGAGAUGCUGAGUGGGACCCAGGCACCUUCUGGCUCUUUCAUGGCAGUGGCCAGGUUUGAGAGGUUAGUGAUCUUUGCCUCGUUUUGGACAUCAUCACCUCCUGCCAAAGUGUUGCCUCAGCACCGAUCUUUUUCCAGGGAGGACCCAUGGCGGGUGGCAAAGAUGGUCAAGUCUUACCUUCAACAGCACAACAUUCCCCAGAGAGAGGUGGUGGAUACCACUGGCCUCAACCAAUCCCACCUCUCCCAGCAUCUCAACAAAGGCACCCCAAUGAAGACUCAGAAGCGGGCUGCCCUGUAUACCUGGUAUGUCCGCAAGCAGCGGGAGGUGGCCCAGCAAUUCACCCACGCAGGACAGGGUGUACUGGCUGAGGAGCCCAUGGGAGAUGAGCUGCCCACAAAGAAGGGGAGGAGAAACCGUUUCAAGUGGGGUCCAGCCUCUCAGCAGAUCCUAUUCCAGGCCUAUGAGAGGCAGAAAAACCCCAGCAAGGAGGAGAGGGAGGCUCUGGUGGAAGAGUGUAACAGGGCUGAGUGCAUCCAGAGAGGAGUCUCCCCAUCACAGGCCCAGGGCUUGGGCUCUAACCUGGUCACCGAAGUGCGUGUCUACAACUGGUUUGCCAAUCGGCGGAAGGAAGAGGCCUUCCGGCACAAGUUAGCCAUGGACACGUUUAGUGGGCCCCAGCCUGGCCCGGGCCCUUCACUCUCUGCACAUGGAUCCCCUGGCCUGCCCCCACCUUCCAUCUCCCCCAGCAAAGUCCAUGCUUCAGGUGUUCGCUAUGGCCAACAGCCGACUAGCGAGGCAGACUCCUCAGGGGGCAGCGGCCACGGAGGGGGCAGCAUGGUGACGACUCCCACCAUCCUGCACCAGAUCUCCCCACCAGGCCUGGAGCCCAGCCACAGCCUGCUAAGCACUGAUGCCAAGCUGGUCUCAGCAUCUGGGGGGACCCUUCCCCCUGUCAGCACCCUGACUGCCCUGCACAACUUAGAGCCAACGCCUGCAGGGAUCAACCAGCAGCCCCAGAAUCUGAUCAUGGCUUCCCUCCCCGGGGUCAUGGCCAUUGGAGCUGGCGAGCCGUCUUCCUUGGGCCCUACCUUCACCAACACAGGAGCUUCUACUCUGGUCAUUGGCUUAGCCUCCAGCCAGGCACAAAGUGUGCCUGUCAUUAACAGCAUGGGGAGUAGCUUGACCACACUGCAGCCUGUCCAGUUCUCCCAGUCACUGCAUCCCUCCUAUCAACAGCCACUCAUGCAACAGGUGCAGGGCCACAUGGCCCAGAGUCCCUUCAUGGCCACCAUGGCCCAGCUCCAGAGUCCUCAUGCCCUCUAUGGUCACAAACCUGAUGUCGCUCAGUACACACACACUGGCCUCCUCCCCCAGACAAUGCUCAUCACGGACACGGCCAAUCUCAGUGCACUUGCCAGCCUGACGCCCACCAAACAGGUUUUCAGCUCCGACUCUGAGGCCCCCAGCGAGUCUGGUUUACACACCCCAGUGUCUCAGGCUUCGACCAUCCACAUCCCCAGCCAGGACCCAGUCUCCUCCAGCAGCCUGGUGCUGUACCAGGGUUCUGACUCCACCAACAGCCAUAGCCAGCUCCUCUCCUCCAAUCACAGUGUCAUUGAGACCUUCAUCUCUACACACAUGGCGUCUUCCUCUCAAUAACCAUGGCGACCAUCCCUGAAGAUGCUGCUCUGUUGGGGAAAGGCAUCUCCCACUGAAAGGGGUCAGAGAAGCCAGAGACCCUUAGGCCUCUUCCGACUCCCCUCCAACCUUCACCGCCACAAUGGGACAAGGACCCUUGGGAAAACUCUUUCAUGAGCUGAACAUCAGAAGGAAUCCUGGUAACCCUGACCAUCCAGAUCUCUGCCAGCUUUGAAGGGUGAAGAGGGCCUUGGACAACACAUACCAUGUCAUAGAAUGUUAGGAGGGACCUCACAGGUCAUCUAGUUCAUCUCUCUCAUUUUAGGGAGGAGGAAACAGGUCGGAGGGGUGAAGCGAUAGGUGCUCCCUGGGCAUAAUGUGCCGGAGGCCACAUAGCUAGAUGACAGCAGAGCUGGAACUCCACCAAGGCUGCCCGCCUCAGUCUUGAGCUCUUUUCCCUAGUUCACACUGUCCUGGGGACUCCAAAUCACCAGUUCUUUGGGCCUGCCCUGUUUCCCCAAGCUCAGCCACACUGGCCAGUGUCCGAGCCAAGCCGGAGGGAUGGAAAGGGUAGGCUCCAGCUCUUCCAGAGCAAGGCUGUACCACCUACCUUGUGCCUACAAGCAUAGGCUGGGAUGCUUCACUCUGGCCACCUCGAGGUGAAGUUCUCUGGAUUUGGCCAGCACCAAGCAGAAAGGGUGUCUCAGCAGGAUCCCCUUCCCAGCCACACUCCUCAGCAAGAGUUCCUGCCAGCUUUGACUGAACCACGAUCACCAGUGCCUUGGCAGUCUAUGCUUUCAUGUAGGCUUUGUUCUUCCAUCUCUUUCCAGGCACAGCUUUUCAUUUCUUCCUUUGCUCAGUUCUAUCGAGCCCUUCUGCGGAUGUCAAUUUGUGGGCCUGGAUUCACUUGGGGGAGGGUAGCUCCUGCUUCCCCUAUCUACCAUUCUGGGGCCUUAGCAACAUCGUGACUAAGAGAGAUGGGAGUGCUCCUAUGUACUAAGGCCAGGGGACAGGACUAUCUGGGGGAGGCAGUUCCAUCUGGCAAAAGGGAGAGGGCCAGAAGGUAAGAAGGAGGCCAGGAGAAACUCAACAUUUGCUCCCAGAAAGACAACACUAUUUCUGAGUGGAAACUAGACUGAGGACUUUAGCCAUCCAUGUCUCAGUGUUGCCAUAGGCAAAGACCUGCCUCUUGGCUAAGAGCUCUGGUUGUAUUCACAGUAUGACCUGUGCUUUUGGGGACCCCCUGUGCCUGUGGUUCCUGAAUAGGGACUGGAAGAGAAUGAACAGGACACAGAAAUCUCUGCUUGCUUCCAAGCAGGGGGUGAACCGACAGAUAAAUAAAUAAAUAAAUAAAUAUGUAUUUAACUUUCAGCCAGAGAGUUUUUGGUUUCUUCACACUGUCUUAGGGGGCAGGUGGCAGAGAGAUUCUGGGGGUGGGGGCCAGACUAAAAGUGUGACCAGCUCAGUUCUUUUUUUUUUUUUUUUAAGCCCUCACUGUCUGUCUUCGUAUCAGUUCUAAGACAGAAAAGAAGCAAAGGCUAGGCAUUAGUGGUUAAGGGUCACAUAGCUAGGAAGUGUCCGAGGCCAGAUUAGAACCCACGUCUGGCCAACUCCA